AAAUCACUUGCCCGUGAAAGGAAACGUCCCUGUUUACCCGUUUACCCAGUUAUUGUGCUUUUGCAAUUUAUAAUGGAACAAUUAUGAAUUUUUCGCGUUUUCGACUGGUGUUUAUCUACGAUAACGGUCGAGCGCGUUCUGAAGUGUAGCAGCGGCAAGUAAGUGAAUUUCACUUUGGGCACGCGAAGUACGUACAAUUGCGGCUUCUAUCUAGAUAUAUGUCUGUGGUUGUGUAGCAUUUCGAAGUGGCUGAGAUAAUUUAUAUUAAACACGUAGGUACCUAUUUGACGUUCAGUAGAGAAAAGACUGGUCAGAGAAGAGUUACUUGUUGCAAAAAUGACUAUUCGCUGGGGAAUUGUGACAGCUGGAAAGAUCAGCAAUGACUUCGUCAAUGCAUUCAAAACGUAUCCUGACAUAGGAGACCAGACCAUCGUUGGUAUAGCUGCUCGCGAUAAGAAAAAGGCUGCCGACUUUGCCAAGACACAUGGAAUUCCAAAGGUGUUCGAUAGCUAUGAGGCCUUAGCAAAAAGCAAGGAUAUUGACGUCGCCUACAUUGGCGCAUUGAAUCCUGAUCAUUAUCAGCUCUCCAUAAUGUUCCUCGAAAAUGGAAAACACGUUCUCUGCGAGAAACCACUUUGUAUGAAUUAUAAACAAGCUAAAAGUCUUCUCGGUUUUGCUGAGAAGAAGAAGUUGUUCUUCAUGGAAGCCGUUUGGUCUCGAUUCGCGCCUGCUUAUAUCGCUCUCGAAGAAGAAAUCAAGUCUGGAAAACUCGGCGAUGUUCAAUUUGUUGAUGCUAACUUUGGAGUGCCUAUUGCUGGUGUGGAUAGGCUAAAAAUGAAAUCAAUGGGCGGCAGUGCAAUCUUAGACAUUGGCAUCUACCUGCUUCAAUUUGCUCAAUACGUUUUCAAAGAUGAGCCUAUCAAGGUAUCAGCUCAUGGGGAGCUGAAUGAAGACGGUGUGGAUGUUGUUGAUACUGUUAUCUUGGAGUACAGUAACGGAAGGCGCGCUGUUCUUAACGCUCACGCCAAACUUAGACUGUUGAAUAAUGCUACAGUUGUUGGUGAUAAAGGACGCGCUACGUUGCUGGAUCCUUUUCACUUUCCACACAAGUUGGUGCAUGCUGACGGCAAAGUGGAGGAAUUCAAACUGCACACAUCAAAACUGCCUUACGUCUUCGAGAACAGUGCUGGAUUGGUGUACCAAGCUAUAGAAACAGCCAGGUGCAUUAGAGAAGGACUUUUGGAGUCGCCGAGGAUGUCACACCGAGAAAGUCUCGUUCUGGCCAAGCUGGAAGACGAAGUGAGGAGACAGGUUGGAUGCCACCACGCUGCUGACGAUCAGGAAUUUCCCUAAUUCCAGUGGCAGUGUUAAACGCACAAAUCUUGUUUACUUUCUAGAUAAGUAGUGUGAUGUGGCGAUAAGCUAUUGGAGACCACUUGACAAUUUACACAAUGACAAUAGCUGCAGCUCAUAUCACACUUACAUUGUGUUUUAAGAGCAUAGACAUCGCCAAUAUUUUGUGUCUUAAUAAAAAGUGUACCUAUAUAACAUUAUACAUUUCUUACAAUAAGUGAAAAUGUUUAUUAAAAACCU
Messenger RNA from Hyposmocoma kahamanoa, 1593 nucleotides. Its product is annotated as trans-1,2-dihydrobenzene-1,2-diol dehydrogenase-like. The record is from RefSeq and is a predicted model, not a curated record. NCBI's taxonomy places the organism in Eukaryota, Metazoa, Arthropoda, Insecta, Lepidoptera, Cosmopterigidae. Bases 337 to 1353 code for a protein of 338 amino acids. The transcript has 6 exons. Gene Ontology annotation, molecular function: nucleotide binding.